AUGUGGACGGACAUGUAUACCCUUCCUGAAACCAACCCGCUCCGCAGAGGUACAGACCGGAUCAGAAAGUUCAGACGAUAUCAUCGCUCGCCGCUGUACCAAGUAGCAGAUGCGCUUAGGCACAUCGACAUGGAGACACUGGAAACAAUUAACCCGUUCACGUUGGCCCCAUGGGAUGAACGCGUGCAGACCGAUGUUGGCGUACAGCACGAGGCCCAAACCGAAGCGGGUGGGUACAUGCAGGUCGCGGUCAGCAGCUCGGCGCGGAACGAGCUGGUAGGGUCUGGAGUGGCCAUUGAGAAGCGGCCACCUCGAAAUCGAAAGCUCAAACACAAAGCGCUAUCCACCACCUUGGCUGCAAGAGUAGAGCAGAAUCCAUUCUCUGCGGAACUGGCAGCCAUGGCGCACGUAUUGAACACGGUGACAGGACUCAAAGGCUACACGAUCACGCUGCUCACAAGAAACAAAGCGGCGGUACUCACACUCAGGAAUCCUCGACAACAAUCUGGCCAGGAGUUCGUCUGUCGGAUAUACAAAUUGAUCAAAAGGUUGCAGAGAAACGGAAACCAUGUUCAAUUCCGCUGGAUUUCUACCAGUGAAGACAACAAGCUACUCGGUCUGGCUAAAGAACAGGCUAGAGCCGCGACGCAAGAAGAUGCCCUCUUACAAGAACGCGCCCCGAGAAUGAAAUCGACCACACUGAAUCUCGCACGGUCCCAAGCAGCCCCCCGCGAUACCUUACCGGCGGGCGUCGGAAAGCACGCCAAACGAGUAGAUGCAGCACUUCCAGGAAAACACACGCGGCUUCUGUAUGAUCGCUUGUCGUGGAAAGAAGCCACAGUGCUAGCCCAACUCCGGACUGGCAUGGCGAGACUGAAUGGAUACCUCUAUCGAAUUAACGCGGCCGACACGGAUCAGUGUGCGUGUGGACAAGCAAAAGAAACGGUGGAGCACUUCCUCUUUCGAUGUCGGAAGUGGACCACACACCGGACGGAUAUGCUACAACAUACCGACACUCACCGAGGGAACCUAUCUUUCUACCUGGGAGGGAAGUCGCCUUCCGAUAAUGAGAAAUGGGCACCGCACUUAGACGCAGUACGGGCCUCAAUAAGGUCCGCCAUCGCGACUGGCCGCCUCGAGGCCACUUAA
This is a messenger RNA of Penicillium angulare, 1149 nucleotides long. RefSeq lists its product as uncharacterized. The record is from RefSeq and is a predicted model, not a curated record. Gene Ontology annotation, molecular function: nucleic acid binding. The coding region runs from base 1 to 1149 and encodes 382 amino acids. NCBI's taxonomy places the organism in Eukaryota, Fungi, Ascomycota, Eurotiomycetes, Eurotiales, Aspergillaceae. The transcript has a single exon.